Molecule: messenger RNA, 7757 nt
Organism: Stomoxys calcitrans (stable fly)
Lineage: Eukaryota; Metazoa; Arthropoda; Insecta; Diptera; Muscidae
Gene: Adar
Product: double-stranded RNA-specific editase Adar
Exons: 14
Coding region: 699-2837 (712 amino acids)
Biological process (GO): adenosine to inosine editing; RNA processing
Cellular component (GO): cytoplasm; nucleolus
Molecular function (GO): double-stranded RNA binding; tRNA-specific adenosine deaminase activity; double-stranded RNA adenosine deaminase activity
Source: RefSeq, a predicted model, not a curated record
AUGUCAUGUGAAAUUCCAAAACCUUCGUUUCGCAUGCAACGAAAAAGUGCCUAAAGUUUGGCCAUUUCUGAAUUAAUUUGCCAAAGACAUUUCUGCAUAACACGAGCAGGCAGAUGUAGCAAUUUUUUAAUUUCAAUUCUGUUCUACGAUUAAUUGGGUAUCUUAUGCGGUUGCCGUGAAUGUUUUUGUUGUGGAUGUUGUCUUUUUUUUCUUAAGAAGCCGCCAAGACAUUUAAGGACUGCUAUAUUGGAUUUAUGGUUAAUAGAGGAAUGAUGAUGAUGACGAUGAUGCCGGCUAAUGUAAGUCCAAAUGAUGAUGCUGCUGCAACUACUUCUGAUGAGCCUCAUCAGAACCAUGUUGCGCUCUGUGAAAAGCAAUUUCAAUUAAAUUCGAACACCUUUUUAGCAAAUUUGCCUUUUGGUUCGCUUGAAACGCUGUGUUGGUCGGACGACGUAAUAAUUGGCAUUUCGUUGCGGCCGAAGUUUGUUUAUCCCCAAUUAGCCGUUUGAUAAUACCUUGGUAUUUUGUUGCACUUUCUUGCCUGUGUUUUGUGUGAAUCGCAUCGAAUCGUAUCGUAUCGAAUGGCAACGUAAGAAGAAGGAAACUUAAGUGUUAAACAAUAGAAUCGCCAACCGAAAGCAAGAGUCGGCAGCAGCUGCAAUCUGAGAAAUUCUAAGAAUUGUUUAAAUAUUAAGAAAAUGAAGAGUGUAUGUGUCAGGCCACCGCCGAACAGUAAUCAUGAAUAUUCACCACCACCACCGUUACCACCUCCUUCGGCGUCGUCACCAUCAUCGUCGGAAUCAUCACGACAGAACGUGUUAACACCAUCAUACGAUAUGAAUGGCUACAGUCGCAAAUCACCAUCAAAGCGUCGUUAUGAAGGAUCCAAGUAUUCAGGAAGUCCCAAAAAGAAACCUAGAACCAGCAAGGAACGUGUACCCCAACCCAAAAACACAGUGGCCAUGUUGAAUGAGCUUCGACAUGGUCUUGUUUACAAGUUGGAAUCACAGACUGGCCCAGUGCAUGCACCACUUUUUACAAUUUCUGUAGAGGUUGAUGGUCAAAAAUAUCUGGGACAAGGUCGAAGUAAAAAAAUCGCUCGCAUCGAAGCGGCCGCAACGGCCUUGCGUAGUUUUAUACAAUUCAAAGAUGGCGCUGUUUUGACACCCCUCAAGCCGGCUUGCAAUUUAGAUUUCACAAGCGAUGAACAUCUGGACAAUGGUACUGGUAUAGAAAUAGACAAAUUGUCAACCACUGAAUUGAUUCUUUAUGUAACGAGCAUUAUGAAGAAAGCUAAACAUAAAGCUAAACUUUGUACAUCCAACAAUUCCUCCACAGACUCCUUGCUUGAGAACAUUAAGUUGAGCAUGCAAAAUUCCAAUAAAAGUCCCCUUAGUGUGGAUGGUCAGAAGAAGGUGCCCGACAAGGGACCUGUUAUGCUGCUAUACGAGCUAUUCACUGAUGUACAUUUUGAUUGCUCAACUGUAGAUGGAGCUCAAAAUAAUUGCCGUUUCAAAAUGACGGUGACAGUUAAUAAUAGUAAAUUUGAUGGCACUGGUCCCUCUAAGAAAUUAGCCAAAAAUGCUGCUGCCAAAGCAGCCUUAGCAUCACUUUGUAACAUUUCCUAUAGUCCCAUGAUGCAUCCCCAGAAGAAUCUUCCCCUGCCCAUGGAUGAUAAGUCCUCGUCCAUGGAAUUGCCUCAAAUACAUGCUGACACCAUUGGUCGUUUGGUCUUGGAGAAGUUUAUGGAAGUCAUCAAAGGCCAAGAAUCAUAUUCACGUCGCAAAGUUUUAGCUGGCAUUGUCAUGACAGAGAAUAUGAAUUUCAAUGAAGCUCAAGUCAUUUCAGUAUCGACUGGUACCAAAUGUGUCAGUGGUGAACAUAUGAGCAUUAAUGGCUCUGUUCUAAAUGAUUCACAUGCUGAAAUUGUUUCACGUCGUUGUUUCAUGAAAUAUUUGUAUGCACAAUUGGAACUACAUUUUAAUCCGGCAACAGCAAAUCAGUCAAUUUUCGUGAGGAACCAAGAAAAUGCGCAAUACCCGUACAAAUUGAAAACCGGUGUACAUUUUCAUCUGUACAUAAACACAGCGCCUUGUGGGGAUGCUCGCAUUUUUAGUCCCCACGAAAAUGACUCGAGUGUUGACAAACACCCAAAUAGAAAAGCGCGUGGUCAGUUGCGUACAAAGAUUGAGUCGGGUGAAGGAACCAUACCCGUCAAGAGCAGUGAUGGCAUACAGACUUGGGAUGGUGUCUUAGAGGGUCAUCGCCUUCUCACCAUGUCAUGUUCUGAUAAAAUUGCCCGCUGGAACAUUGUCGGCAUACAAGGAUCUCUGCUGUCCUCUAUUAUUGAGCCAAUCUAUUUGCAUUCCAUAGUAUUGGGCAGUCUACUCCAUCCCGAGCAUAUGUAUCGUGCCGUCUGUGGACGCAUUGAAAAAUCCAUACAAGGUCUUCCACCACCCUAUCAUUUGAAUAAGCCACGUUUGGCGCAGCUAACCUCAUCGGAGCCCCGAAAUCAGGCCAAAGCUCCCAAUUUCGGUAUCAAUUGGACCGUGGGCGAUACCGAGGUGGAAGUUGUCAAUUCAUUGACUGGCAAAACAGUCAAUAAUCAAAUAUCACGUAUAACGAAACAAAUGUUCUUCAACAAAUAUGGAUCGUUGGUGAAAAAUCUUCCCGGAUUACCGGAUAGAAAGCUGAUAACGGAUUAUGGACAGACCAAGGCCAAAGUUAAAGAUUAUCAGAUUGCCAAACGUGAACUAUUUGCCGCUUUUCGAAGAGAAGAUCUGGGCAAUUGGUUAAAGAAACCACAAGAACAAGAUGAAUUUGCGCUUCCGGAAUGACUGCUUAAAAUCGAAAAUCUUAAACAAAUGACAAAAAUUGUUGUUUUCCAAAGUCAGCAGACAUCUCAACAGCAGCGGCAGCAUCAGCAGCCCUAUCAUCGCUCAACCAACAGAAGGGAGUCAACAAUAACCAUAAGGAUAGAGUUGAUAAUGCAGCUGAUACUGAUGGUGGUGAUGAAGAUAAUGAUGACCGUAAACUUUUAUUAUUAUUAUCAUUAUUAUAAUUUUACAACAACAAUAAUAUGCUAUAAAACAAUUCAAAAUAUUAUAUUAUAUUUAAUAGUUAUAGAACUAAAUAACAAACAACAACAACAACAAAAGCAGCAAGCAAAAGUUAAAGUAGAUGAAGAAACAGAUGAGGAAGAAGAUGAAGAACAACAACAAUAUUUAUUAUUAUUAUUAUUACAAAUUCAAUUAGUACUUAUGAUAAUAACUUUAUUAUUAUUAAUUAAACAACAAUUAUCAGAAAUAUUAUUAGCAAUAUUUCAAUUUAAAACUUUAUUACUAUUACUACAACAACAAGAUGUACAAGAACAUCAAGCAACCGCAGCUGAAGAAGAAGAACAAAAUUUAAUACUUUCACUUGUAUUCGCCGUAGUUGUAGUACCAGAAAACAUAAUGGCUUUUGUAGUUGUUGCAUAUAAAGAAGACGAUAGACACUACCAGCAGUCUUUGCCUUCGCCUAAUCUUCCUACUCAUGCUACUUCUUCUACUCGCUCACCAUUAAGGGCUAAUAAUUUUCCUUCUAAGCAAUACGUAAGUUGUUCCCUUGGUCCAUGUGCUGUUAACUUUAACUUCAUGAUGCUUCAACUUCAACAAAAGACAUUUAAUACAAAUUUUAGAACAAAUUUUACUUACCUUAACAACUCUCCAAAGAAAUGUAUGGCAUUUUUAAAAUUAAGCCAGUUGAGAGUUCAAAUUAAUGCAAUAAGUUUUAACUUUAAAAACUAUGGCCCAGAAGCCAUUUUUGUUGCUCAAGAAGUUUUUCGUGAGAAAAUUCCAAAUUUCUUUAAAGCCAUGGCCCUGGUGGAGAAUUGCCCUCACAACUGGCAAUGCCAUCAAGACAUAGAGGAAAACGAAGAAGAACAACAAUAUAACCAAGAAGAAGAAGAAGAAAUGCUAAAAAACAAAAAUCAUUUAAUAUUAGAAGAAGAUGAGAAGAAGCAGAAGAAUUAUUAUUAUUCUUAUUAUCGAACAAAAGCAAAUUUUAUUAUGUUAUAUAAUAAAUUGAGCUCUAGAAUAUUUCUAGAAUAGAAUGUAGCUAAGAUGCUGGAACUAAGUAAAGCAAGUAUUAUGGCGUUUUAGUCUAAAACAACCCAAAAAACACAUACACACACACAUAACAAUAACAAACAUACACCGAGACACAAACACAGACACAGAAACAUCCAAACAUCACUCAGAAUGACAAUUGGACAGACAGACAUACAAGACAUUAAUAUAAAACACCAUACCACUUAAUUACAUACCCCUCAAAAGGAUUCAACAUAUAAACAGUUAUAAUACAUUAAACAAAUUUAAAUUUGAAUUCAAAAAAUCCGUUACUUUUAUAACGAGAGAUUUAAUGCAGACGAAAGGUUUUUAAUUUGUUUUGUGUAAUUUUGUAGAUUUAAUUUUUCAAAGAAAAUUCAUGUGCAAAUAUUUUUAAAUUUUGUUUUAAGUGUCAUUUUCGUUUUUUUAUGUUUAUUGUCAGUUUUGUAGUAUUUUUUUAUCAUUAUCUAUGCUGAAAAUAAGUUGGAGGUUUUAUAGUUACAGAAUCCCUUUUCUAUUUCUCCUUUUACAUGUAUUAAGGUCUCUUAUACUCAAACUGUGGUUAGAAAUGAGCAUGUGCCUUACUGUCGGGAUAGACCAUUAGAGACGCUUGUCAAAAAACAAAAAGUGGAAAGGCCCCAUGAACAUAUAUAACUGUCGUAAUAAGACAAUUAAAACAACUCUGCAACUUGUUGACUUUUGCUCAAAAGCAGUUGACGACGGGUAAUGCAACGAAUUGAACAAUAGGUCUGUUCGCGAACGACUUCCAGUAAAAAUUUGCCAGUAAAAAUUUGCAGGAGAGGAAGAGCUAUUUUACUCUAUUUAAAAAAUUUGCAAGCAAAAGUGCGCGGACCUGAUUUUUGUUUUGGUUGGUUUUUAUUUGUUUGCUUAGGGAAACAAUUGUUUUAAAAUAAACAAAUAAAAGCGCGGUUCUCAAAUUCAGUUCGGCUCCAAAACAAAGUUUUGAUCCCCAAAUUCAUUUUAGGUCCAAAACCAAGGUUUAGGUCCCUAAACUAUGUUUAGGUUUCAAACCAAGUUUGGUUCCCCAAACUAAAUUAUGGUUCCCAAACUCAGUAGAGGCCCCCAAACUUCCAAACUCAGUUCCAAUCCCGAAACUCAGCGGCCCCGAACACAGUUUAGGCCCCCAAUCUCAGUUUAGAUCCCCCAAUUCGCUUUAGAUCCUCAAACCCAGUUUAGACAUUUUAGAAACUUCCAAAACUCAUGUCCAAUUCCGAAACUCAUUUUAAGUUCUCAAACACAGUUUAGGCCCCCAAUUUCAGUUUAGAUCCCCCAACUCAGUUAAGAUCCUCAGUUUAGUCCACCAAUCUCAGUUUAGACUUCCAAACUAUGUUUUGGUUCCAAAACUCAGUUCCGAUCCCGAAACUCAGUUUAAGUCCCCAAACACAAUUUAGGUCCCCAAACUCAGUAAAGGUACCCAAAUUCAGUAUAUGUCCCCAAACUCAGAACAUGUCCCCAAACCAUGUUUUGGUUACAUAUAUGAUUCUGAAAAUCAGUUUGAAAUCCUCAAGUUUAAUUUAUACUCUUAAACUAAUUUUAAAAAGAAACUUAUGGAUCGAUUAUAGAUUACAACUCGACUACAGCAGCGUUGCCAGGAGAUUCGUUCCGAUCCGGAAACUCAGUUUAAGUCCCCAAACACAAUUUAGGUCCCUAAACUCAGUUAAGGUCCCCAAACUCAGUACAUGUCCCCAAACCAGGUUUUGGUUACAUAUAUGAUUCUGAAAAUCAGUUUAGAAUCCUCUUAAUGGUCGAUUAUAUAUUGCAACUCGACUACAGUUGCGUUGCCAUGAGAUAAAACCUCAAAGUAAAAAUUAGUAUAUAGUUGAAAAUUUUUUCAGUUUCAUUCAAUAUCAGUAUUUUUAAAGCUCAGAUACUAAGAAAUUUGUUAAAAAGUACGUAACUCAAUACAGAAAUGGAAAUUUCUGUAAAAAACUUGGCCGUAGGCAACGCCACUGAAGUUGGGUCCCCAAAUUCAUUUCAGGCCCAAACCAAAGUUAGGUCCCCAAACUAUGUUUAGGUUUCAAACCAAGUUUGGUUCCUCAAAACGAAUUAUGGUUCCCAAACUCAGUUAGGCCCCCAAACUUGCAAAACUCAGUUCAAAUCUCGAAACUCAGUUUAUGUCCCCGAACACAGUUUAGACCCCGAAUUUCAGUUUAGAUUCCCCAAAUCAGUUUAGAUCCUCAAACUAAAUUUUGUCACUUUAGAAACUUCCAAAACUUAGUUUCAAUCCCGAAACUGAGUUCAUGUCCCCAAACACAGUUUAAAUCCCCAAACACAAUUUAGGUCCCCAACCUCAGUUAAGGUCCCCUAAGUGCAUGUCCCCAAACCAUGUUUUGGUUACAUAUAUGAUUCUAAAAAUCAGUUUAGAAUCCUCAAGCUUAAUUUAUACUCUUAAACUAAUUUUAAAAGGAAACUUAUGGAUCGAUUAUAGAUUACAACUCGACUACAGUGGCGUUGCCAGGAGAUCCGUUCCAAUUCGGAAACUCAGUUUAAGUCCCCAAACAUAAUUUAGGUCCCCAAACUCAGUAAAGGUCCGUAAACUCAGUUAAGGUCCCCAAAAUAAGUACAUGUCCGCAAACCAUGUUUUAGUUCCAUAUAUGAUUCUGAACAUUAGUUUAUAUUCUUAAACUAAUUUUAAAAAGAAACUUAUGGAUCGAUUAUAGUUUGCAACUCGACUACAGUUGCGUUGCCGGGGGAUAAAACCACGAAAUAAAAAUUAGUAUAAAGUUGGAAAUUUUUGUUAGUUUCAUUCAAUAUCAGUAUUUUUAAAUUUCAGCUACUAAGAAAUUUGUAAAAAAGUAGGUAUUUCAAUACAGAAAUGAAAAUUUCUGUAAAAAACUUGGCCGUAGGCAAUGCCACUGAAGUUGGGUCCCCAGAUUCAUUUCAGGUCCAAAACCAAAGUUUAGGUCUCCAAACUAUGUUUAGGUUUCAAACCAAGUUUGGUUCCCCAGACCAAAUUAUGGUUCCGAAACUCAGUUAGGCCCCCAAACUUGCAAAACUCAGUUCCAAUCUCGAAACUCAGUUUAUGGCCCCGAACACAGUUUAGGCCCCCCAUAUGAGUUUAGAUACCCCAAAUCAGUUUAGAUCCUCCAACUCAGGACACUUUAGAAACUUCCAAAACUUAGUUCCAAUCCCGAAACUCAGCUUAUGUCCCCAAACACAUUGUAGACCCCCAAUUACAGUUUAGAUCCUCUAGCUCAGUUUAGAUCCUCAAACACUGUUUAGACCACCAAUCUCAGUUUAGAUUUCCAAACUAUGUUUUGGUUUCAAAACUCAGUUCUGAUCCCGAAACUCAGUUUAAGUCCCCAAACACAAUUUAGGUCCCCAAACUCUGUUAAGGUCCCCAAAAUCAUUACAUGUCCCCAAACCAUGUUUUAGUUCCAUACAGCGGUCAAAAAAAGUAUUCAUCAUUCAAUGUUUUUUUUUUUAAUAAGUCUACAAAAGACAAUUGGAAUAAAAACAUAUUAAACUAAUGAUGCAGUAGUGCUUGUGUGAUAUAUAUGUACACAAUUUCAUUGUUUUUAAAGAAAAAAAUAGUAUUUAUUGGAACAAAAAGGGCCAUUUUACAGCUGAACACAAAAAAUUAAACAAAAAAAGUAUUCAUCAUUGCAAAAAAACAAAAAAAAAAAUAACAUAAUUUAAAAAAAUUAA